Pararge aegeria (speckled wood butterfly) is the source of this 931-nucleotide messenger RNA. RefSeq names its product ATP synthase subunit b, mitochondrial (gene ATPsynB). Gene Ontology annotation, biological process: proton motive force-driven ATP synthesis. The record is from RefSeq and is a predicted model, not a curated record. Gene Ontology annotation, molecular function: proton transmembrane transporter activity. The transcript is spliced from 5 exons. Bases 115 to 855 code for a protein of 246 amino acids. Lineage: Eukaryota; Metazoa; Arthropoda; Insecta; Lepidoptera; Nymphalidae.
AACAUUGACAAAAUGAACCAAAUUUGUCGAUAAAAAGUAAAUCACUAACGCAAAGUACAUUUACGGUGGGCUGUCGAAAAUAUUAAAGGAAAAAUAAUAAUUGCGUUAUAAAAUAUGCUUUCACGCGUAGCUUUGCGUACAGCUUUGGCCCGACAGUCCGCCAGCACAUCCCUAGUGGCUCGCACAUCAGCCACAGAUGUCUCUGGUGUGCGUGAUGAAGUAAACUUCCCCAGGCCUGUGCGAGGCGAGCCCGGUAAAGUCAGACUUGGCUUCAUUCCUGAAGAAUGGUUCCAAUUCUUCCAUUCCAAGACAGGUGUUACUGGACCCUACACAUUUGGUGCUGGUCUCAUCACAUACCUUUUCAGCAAGGAAAUCUAUGUCAUGGAGCAUGAAUAUUACACUGGUCUAUCCAUCUUCCUUAUUGUCUAUUACGCAACCAAGAAGAUGGGCCCGCAAGUAGCUGCCUGGCUGGAUAAGGAAGUUGAUGCAGUCGAAAACACCUGGAAUGAGGGUAGGAUCCAGAGCGUCAAGAGCCUCGAAGACGCCAUCGCCAACGAGAAGGACGCGCAGUGGAGAGCUCAGGGCCAGGAACUCCUCAUGGAAGCCAAGAAAGAGAACGUGCUGUUGCAGCUGGAGGCUGCGUACCGGGAGCGCCUGAUGAACGCCUACCAGGAGGUCAAACGCCGCCUGGACUACCAGCUGGAAAAGUCGUCACUGGAGCGCCGCAUAGCCCAGAAGAACAUGGUGGACUGGAUAGUGCUCAACGUGACCAAGGCCAUCACCCCUGACCAGGAGAAGCAGACCUUGGACCGCUGCAUCGCCGACCUGGCCUCGCUCGCCGUCGCCAGGAAGUGAACUUAGGAACAAGCUAUUUAUUAUGCAAUAUGUUGUACAAUAUGUUAUUAAAGUGAGAUAAAUCGUCGUAUAGUUU